UUUGCAAAUUACGCAUAAUCGCAUAAAUUAGCUCUGUAUAUUGAUCUUGAGAUUUUGUGGUUAGCAACAGCAGCAUCGUAUGGCCUGACAACGAUCGCUUGAUCUGUACGACAAUAAAAUGCGGGAAUAGAAAGUUGUCUUCGAGUAUUGAAGAUGUUUUCGUAUUUAACUCGUGGAUAUGGAACUUGGGAAGGCGUCGCUAAGUUGGAAAAGCCAGAUUCAGCAAUUAGAACGGUGGCAGCCAAAUGGAAAGUACCAAAAGAGGAAAAUCAACUCAAGCUGCCUGAGGUGGCAAAGAAUUCACUUUAUGUACCUAAAACAUACACGACCAAGCGUGGGGCAUUGCUUCUAUACUCUGAAUCUUGCUUCCUGCCCGGUUCAAGGAGAAUGAAGAAAAGACCAAAGAUGAGACGACGCAAGGAGGACAGACUAAAAACUUUAAAAGAUCUCAUUACACUGAUAAUGGAAUAUAAGAAAAAUGGGUGUGAUCCAUUGUUAUUGGAACAGCUUUGGCAUAGAAUAAAUGGUAGCGACCUACAGCCUGGCUACUCCCCAAAACGUUAUCUUAGCCAUCUGAGUCACAAAAUAUUAGACGAAGAAUCCUUGAAGAAACUCAUGGAAAGUGGUUCGUUGAAAAACCUAAGUGUCCUCGAUGAAAGUUUUCUCGCAUCGACGAUAUCUGACGAUUAUGGUAACUCGUUAAACAACAGGCCUCCACCUUACAAAACCAUGUCGCUACCACCGGUUUCACCAUCAAACUCGAUGCUUGAUUCAUAUACAUUUUACAACAAUGCCUUCUCUACUGGUGCUGCGUCAAUGGUAUCACAACCCUCAAUGAAUGUUGAAACAACAGAAGAUCAACUUUCAUUGUCAGAUAGAACGGCCGGUACGUUUGUCGAGUCGCUUACGGAAAGAUUGGCCGAGGUUGACUCUGAAGCAGGCUUCAAACGUGACUAUGAAACUUUGACGUCAAAAGAAAAGGAAGAGGUUUUGACGCAUUUCUUGAUGGAUGUAACCCUCUAUGGUCAAAAGGAUAUUUCAAUGAAGGCAAAGAGAAAUAAAUCUGAGUCGUCGACAGUUGUUCAAACAGACCAAUCGUACAUAAAGAGUUCGUCAUCGAGUCCGACUUUUUCUGUUAAGCCGACGACGGGGGAAGGAAGUAUAGAAGACGACAAUACAAGACGAUACUCAAGGAAUAGAUCCAAAAGUUCCACUCCACAAUCCAGUCUUAGUGCAAAGAAAUCACAAAUUUCACUGCCACCUAUUUACAAUCGACAGCAAAGUAACACCAAUGAAGCUAUUGCUGGUUCAUAUAAUAAAACAUGUUCAUCUGAAAGUGGCUCAGGUUUGUCAAUUGUCGUGAGGGAUUUAGACGUUGCAUCAUCGAAUGAUUUUGAUAGUGAAAUAGAGGAAGUAAAUUUUAAAGCUGAUUACACUGGCAAUCGUUCACGAAGAAUGAAUGAAGAGAUAAGAUCAUUAGGGAGUGCAAAAGCCCUCUCCGAACAAUCCUUGGUUAAAACGCUGAGCGCAAACGACGACGAGUUGAUAUGCCAAAAUUCAAAUGAUAUGGAAUCCUUGAAAAGUCCAACUGAUGGUUUUCAAGCCAUUAGUUGUGAUGGUAACGAACAAGAAGUUACAAAUUAUGGAGAAAGUAUCGUUAAACGCAGCGAAGGAGAUGGAUCUGUCAGCAGAGAUAGUGUUGUAACGGUUACUGGAUAUGAUGACAUGAAGCAAGAAGUGACAAAUUCUAACUUUGAUAUUAUAAGUAAUAUCGUUGAACAGAGUGAAGAAGGUAAAUCUGUGGACGGAGAUGGUGUUGUGAGAGAUUGGGACGGAAAUAACGAUGGUUCUUUGGAUGCUUCUUCGGUUCGUGACGUUGCAAAACAAACUGUGGAUGAAAGCAACGAAGAAUAUUUAGUUGAUCAAGGUGCCACAUGUGGUUCUAGUGUACCAAACACCAACACACAAAAUAAAGAAGAGGGAAUAAUCGACGGAAAACCGCCUACAGUAUCCAGUAUUGACCAAGAACUACCAACGUUAUCCCAUGAUGCACCUCAUAUUACUUUGAGCAAUUUUCAAGAGGAAACAAGAGUAGUCGCCACGGAAGUACUAGCACGACCAAAAUCCGGCAGUGUACUUGAUGACGAUGCUAAAAUCGCGACUUAUUUACUUCUUGAAAGAAUGCAAAGACUCCUAGAUCCUAAAAUUCCAGCAUGUAUAAACAAACAGCACACUUUGCUCAGUGUAAAGUUGAAACCUUUCAUCACUCAACUUUGGUUUGUAGAUGAAAAAAGACGAGUAACAUCAGCCGCUACGACAGUUGUUCGACCUCUGGGUGAACUGAGAAAAACCACAAAGAAAGGAAAGGGAAGAACACGCUCAGCUGUGGCCGCAGUUGAUUUAAGAAAUCUUGUCGAUCAACAAGAUUCGAUGCAAAACAAAUGCUUCACUUCCCGUGUUUUAUAUUGUAUAUUCAAUGAUGAAGACGUCCCAACCAAAGCAAACGAAAUGAAAGAACACUCGAGAGAAGAUGAAGAAUCGUUACAGACAACAUUUGUGGUAGAAGAAACCACUGAGACUGUCGAUGUUAAAGAAAAACCUCAUAAAAAAGGGAAAUCUCGCAAAGGACGCAAAGUGAAGAAAGUUGGAAAUGCGAAACGAGUUAAGAAGGGAAAAAAGAGUCAGGACGUUGCGCAUGCGCAAAACGAGCCACCCAAAACACCACCUUUUCGUGCUGGUUUGGUGCCGGAAUCCAAACCGCCAAAAGGUUUGACUCAAAAUGCCGAUGUGAACGAGAAAACGAUUCAAAAGAAAGAUGAAAGUCCUGAAGUGCAAGAUAAGGUUGAGUAUAAAGCAGAAGAUCAAAUUAAAGUAGACUCCAGUUCUCCAACUGUGCGAGUUGACUCAGAGACUGGAGAGGUAGAGAAACGACUAUCUCCAGCAAAGUCUCAAUCACGUCGUGGAAGUAAAAAUUCACAAAAGGAAGAACCCGCAAUACGUUCUGAAGGAAACUCAUCCCGCCUCCAAAGUGUUUCCUCACGUGAUCAAACACCAACCCAAAGUGCCUCAUCACGUGAAAUGAAAGCUUGUCCACGUGAGAAAGAAGCAGCUGUGACGAUGCAAAAUGUCAUUACGAACGGUUUUAAAGCAGAGAACGCGGACAUGAGCUUGAAAACAGAGACAAGCGAACGAGAAAGAUCACCAGAAAUAGUGCUCACCGAGAAACAGCGUCGGGCAAAAGCGAGAGCUGAACAAAGGGCAGCUGCUGCUGAACGAAGAACGGAAGUCGAAAGGAAAAGACGGGAACGAGAGGAGGCCAAAAGGCGUGCUCAGGAAGAAGAAGCAAGACUAGAAGUUCUACGUAAAGAUGCCGAAGAAGAAAGGGAAAGGCGAGAGGAAGAACGAAGGAUACAAAAGGAAAACGAAGAACGAGAACGUGCUCGUUUGGAAGCUGAACAACACGAACGAUCGAGGCAAGAACGUUUGAUGAUCGAAAGACAACGACGCGCACGGGAGGAAUGGAAACGAAAGAAAGAACAACUGAUGGCAGAAAGGAAGUUUGAAGAGGAACUGAGAAGGGAGAGAGAACGAGUGGAAGCUGAGAUUGAAGAGGAAAAUAAGAGAGAAUAUGAAGAAAAAAUUGCUCAUCUCGAAGAAGAAGAACGCGAAAGAUUAAUGGAGGAUCGUCGUCUAGAAGAGGAGAGAAUAAAGCGCGAGAUUCGAGAAGAGGAAGAACGCCGCGAGGCCGAUAGAUUGAUCAUGUUGGAAGAAAGACGAAAAUUGGAAGAAGAGAUGGAAGCAGCGAAAGAACGACAGUUUGCCAGACGUCAUUUCUUGGAAAUGCUACUGAGAGAUUUCCAGAAUUUGUUCCUGGAGCAGAGGAUUUCAAGAUCUUUCACGUUCUCGUAUUUCGAUAUUUUACCGUGGUUCAAGGAUCGUUGGAGAGAUCUGGAGGAAAGUCGAUCGAGCAGAUCCAAAACAACGUCAACUGCCUUGGACACGGUCCACGAGGAGGAAGAGUUAGAUGUUGGGUUACCUGUAUAGGAGCUACGAAAUGUAAAGGUUACCAUAGUGAUGGUUCAACUUAAUAUGGUGAAUGUCAAAAAAAGAGUGAACUCGAUCUUUACAACAUCAAAGUUUUGCUGGCAAGACUUUUCUCGUAUGAGAUAGAAGGGGGGGGGUGGUGAACUAUUAUGAAAAUUUUUGUUGUCUCGCUCUUCAGACGUGAUCAUCUUUGCACAAGACAAAUAGUGAUGAGCAAUUGAGCAACAUAUCACUUAAAAGUUAGUGGUAGCAUUUAAAUUUAAGAUUUUUUAUAUAGCUCUUAUCUGACAUUGUUCUACAAAGCCGUCAAGGAGUUUAUGAAGAAAGUCUGCGACCUAUUCGGAACAAGCUAUCCAAGAAAUAUUGUCAAAUUUGAAAUUUUCAAAUGGUUUUUUGUCAAAGACGAUGAGUUGCUCAUGUAGGAGCCCCUGCAAAAAGAAAUAGAAACUGACACAUGUAAAAAAUAUGUUCAGCGUUAUAGCGUUAUAGCCUGAUAUUAGCUUCCCAAAAAUAACACAUUGGUACCGUUUUUAGGGACACGUCGUUGUCAAUAUAAACAUAAAAUAGUCACACUGUUUCAAAACUUUAAAAUUAUUUCGUCCAUAAAUUAGAACGUUAAAACCAAACUGAA
This is a messenger RNA of Xenia sp. Carnegie-2017, 4675 nucleotides long. RefSeq names its product calponin homology domain-containing protein DDB_G0272472-like. NCBI's taxonomy places the organism in Eukaryota, Metazoa, Cnidaria, Anthozoa, Malacalcyonacea, Xeniidae. The record is from RefSeq and is a predicted model, not a curated record.